Messenger RNA from Spizellomyces punctatus DAOM BR117, 1596 nucleotides. RefSeq lists its product as uncharacterized. Bases 180 to 1439 code for a protein of 419 amino acids. Gene Ontology annotation, biological process: SCF-dependent proteasomal ubiquitin-dependent protein catabolic process. The record is from RefSeq and is a predicted model, not a curated record. Gene Ontology annotation, cellular component: SCF ubiquitin ligase complex. The transcript is spliced from 2 exons. Lineage: Eukaryota; Fungi; Chytridiomycota; Chytridiomycetes; Spizellomycetales; Spizellomycetaceae. Gene Ontology annotation, molecular function: protein binding.
AACCAACUUGUGCCUAUUAAUAGGUUGCAGUUGUGAUUAUUGGAUUUUAAUAGCGAGGUCACGAGAUUCACCUCCGUGUAACCCCCGCGACCUUCACGUAAAUAUUGGUAUUCGCGUGCGCAGCCUUCAAGCGUUCUUCAAACACCAUCCUUCCUCGCUCCUUUCUCCUCGGCAUAGACAUGUUUGUCAGUACGAUUUAUAGAAUAAUAGGCUCUCCUCGUCGUCGCCGUCGUCUCAAGCUGUCGAAAUCGGAACCUCUUACUGUUAAUGUCGUGCAAACAAAGGAGCUGGGAGGAGUGGACGGGAACCAGUUGGAUCUCAUAUCACGAAAGUCAUCACGUCGCGGCCGCAUCCUGUGCAGUAAAUCACAAUUGGGGACUACUGCAGAGCCAUUGUGCUCCGCCUCCCCGCUGGCUCGCGGGAACAACAAGGAGCCCAAAGAAACGACCCGCCGUCCUUUACCUCUCGAACUCUUGGCAUUGAUCAUGUUGUAUGCGGAUGAUCUUCCUACUGUCCUCAAAUUUCGACUCCUGAACAAGGGCUGGUAUGCGUAUUGGCCAUCGUUUGCUUUUGCGGCUUGCAUGGCGCCCUUCUGGAAGCAUCUCGAUCUGACAAGUUUGGGUGCCUGUUGCUCUAUGAUACGUGUGGAAACUCUACGUCUUUUACUGGAGGGAAAUCCAUCGAGAUCACAGCGGGGAGCGCGGCAAUGGGUGGAGACGGUGCAAGUCCUCCAACAUACAUGGGAUCCUGCAAAGUUUCUUGGAUCUGCAUCCAUCGCUCUUCUUAUCAGUAAUUGCCCAAAUAUGAGAAGCUUGGACCUUUCCGGAUGUGAUAAAUUGGAAAAUCUGACCAAGACACUAGCCAUUGUGGGUCGAAACAAUGGAUUGACCUUCACCCACGGAAAGCUCGAAACGCUGAACCUCAGCGGAUGUAAGCGACUGAAUUCCACCGAUCUAUGCGUUUUUCUUCAUCUAUUUCGACACCUCAAACACCUGAAUCUUACCGAGUGUUUCAAUAUUGCACAAGUCGGAUUUGUUGCACUGGGAGACAUGGCCUUUCUCGAAGUACUUUCCGUGAGGGAUUGUCCUCAGUUCGAUAAUGUUUGCAUUGGACCGCUACUAUUUCGUUGUUCUCGUCUUCGCGAACUUGAUAUGAGUGGAACCAAGGUGUCGAGCGGUGGUUGGGCCGAGGUAAAUCAGGGCUCAUAUCCUCAUUCUGGUGAAAGCUUAGAAAUCUUUGUUGCAUCCAAGAUGAGACUGUCAUCCGGUCGCGAAAUGGACUGGUUAUUAAGGAUGGCCAAAUUGCGAAAGGUGGUCAUGAAGGAUAUUCAGGGGUUGGCGCCCCGUAACUUUGAGAGGCUAAAAAAUGUACUGAUCUGUAAAGGGUACGAACGGUUGGAAAUCAGCAGGGCUCCUGCAAAGAAGCCAUUAUCUUUUUGAUUCCAUAAUGUCAUGGAGAUCAUCAUGCGACGUAUGUCAGCGUUAGCGUUACACCCAUUAUUUCACUGUACAGUAAUCCCUUACGUAUUGAUCUUGCCUAUAAUACACCGCGUGGAAGUGCAAAGAAUUUUGAUACACAUUGAUGCCCACACCCUGU